Molecule: messenger RNA, 1533 nt
Organism: Aspergillus aculeatinus CBS 121060
Lineage: Eukaryota; Fungi; Ascomycota; Eurotiomycetes; Eurotiales; Aspergillaceae
Product: cytochrome P450
Exons: 8
Coding region: 1-1533 (510 amino acids)
Molecular function (GO): iron ion binding; heme binding; monooxygenase activity
Source: RefSeq, a predicted model, not a curated record
AUGCCACCGCCCGCAACACCGCUUGCCCGCCCGGCCCUGGAGUAUGAAAGUACGGGGACUUUUCUUGCGUAUAUUCUUUGCACCCUCGUCCACCGAUUGGCCUUGAGCCCUUUGGCCAAGUUUCCCGGACCUAAGCUUGCUGCUGCAACGCGCUGGUAUGAGUUCUACUUCGAUGUCGUCAAAGAAGGGCAGUUCAUGUUUGAGAUUGAACGUAUGCAUGAGAGAUACGGCCCGGUCGUGCGGAUCAGCCCCUUCGAGCUCCACAUCAAAGACCCCGACUUUUACAACACCCUCUAUUCUGGCCCUCUGCACAAACGAGAGAAGUAUAGCUGGUUUGUCUCUGCACAAGCCCCAGGGACCACUUUUGCUGCAAGUGGACAUGGUCACCACCGUGCGCGUCGGGGCAUCCUGGCCUCGUUCUUCUCCAAGCAGUCGAUCCGCGCUUUUGAGCCCGACAUCAUACGGCGUAUAGACUCAGUAUGCUGGCACCUGGAGAGGGCGAUGAAGCAGGGGACAGCUGUUGAGUUGCAUACUCUAUUCAUAAAUUUUGCUGUUGAUACCGUGUCGCUCUUUGCCUUCGGUUCUCGCUAUUCUUUCAACACCCUGGAUUAUCCCGUGUUGACGGAUAUGUGGAAGAAGGGGGUGAACUCGAUCUUUGAAACGCUCAUCCUACUACGGCAUCUUCCAUUCCUUUACACUGUUUCGAGGUACUUUCCUGCGUGGAUUUGCUGCCUGAUCCAGGCUCAAUACAGAAAUAUCAAACCAGUUGAAGAGGCAAUCGAAGAGCAAAUGACGGAGCUCUUCAACUCCCGCAAAGCUCAAGUCUGGGACAAAUCAAUCUUUGCCAGCAUCCUCCAGGGUGACGGCAAGCAUCCCAGCACAGAGACGACGCUACCACGUUUAACCGACGAAGCCAAAUUCCUUCUGGUCGCGGAAACAGACGCUCCAUCCCAGGUCAUGGCGAUAACCCUGUUCCACGUGCUCCGAAAUUCCAGAGUCCACGCGAGGUUGAAGGAUGAACUCACACAAGCCCUUCCAGGCGCCGCGAUGACCCCUUCGUGGCAGGAGAUGGAGAAGCUACCGUAUCUUGGCACUGUGAUCAAAGAAGGCCUGCGACUUUCGGCCGUGGUGACCUCCCGUCUCCCCCGCAUUGCACCCGACGAAAUCCUAUACUGCGACGGCUGGGAAAUCCCGCCAGGGACACCUGUGAGCAUGUCUACACAUUUCAUCCUCCGGAGCCCAGAUAUAUUCCCGCGACCGAUGGAGUUCUGGCCGGAGCGUUGGGAGACAAAUCCCGAGUUGGAGCGGUAUCUUGUUCCCUUUUCGAAGGGAAGUCAGGCGUGUUUGGGUCCCAGCAUGGCCUACUGCUGGCUGAACCUGGUCCUCGCCACCGUGCUCCGUAGGUUUAGACUGGAGCUUUUUGACACAUCGGAAAACAACGUGGCAACAGUACGGGACUGUUCUAAUGGCCAGACUGCUCCUGGCCAGAACUGUAUCCAGGUCAAAGUCCUUGGGUUGGGCUGCGUCGUGUGA